GCCCAGAGUUGCAAUUUGUGAACCAGCGGUGAUGAAAUCUAGCUCUGGACGAAUCAGAGGCGCCUGUCAACUUCCCAGGUGGGAUUGCUUGGAGUUAAUAGACUGAACUCAGAGCCCCGAACGAACACAGUGCAGUCAGGGCACGCAGAGAACACUCCGCAGAGGCUUUCCAAGAAUCCCUCGGCAUGGCAAGAAAAGGCUCUUUCGGGUCAUACCAGGUGAUAUCUUGGUUCACUUUUGCUAUUGGCGUCAACAUCUGCUUAGCAUUCACAGCAAGCAGGAUCAAGAGGGCAGAAUGGGACGAAGGACCUCCCACAGUGUUAUCUGACUCUCCGUGGACCAACACCUCUGGAUCCUGCAAGGGUAGAUGCUUUGAACUUCAAGAGGUUGGACCUCCUGACUGUCGGUGUGACAACUUAUGCAAGAGCUACAGCAGCUGCUGCCAGGACUUUGAUGAACUCUGUUUGAAAACAGCUCGUGGCUGGGAGUGCACCAAAGACAGAUGUGGAGAAGUACGAAACGAGGAGAAUGCCUGUCACUGCUCAGAAGACUGCCUGUCCAGGGGAGACUGCUGUACCAACUACCAAGUGGUCUGCAAAGGAGAGUCACACUGGGUAGAUGAUGACUGUGAAGAAAUAAAAGUUCCCGAAUGCCCUGCAGGGUUUGUCCGCCCUCCGCUCAUCAUCUUCUCUGUGGAUGGGUUCCGUGCAUCGUACAUGAAGAAAGGCAGCAAAGUCAUGCCCAACAUUGAGAAACUGCGCUCCUGUGGCACACAUGCUCCCUACAUGAGGCCUGUGUACCCCACAAAAACCUUCCCUAACCUGUACACUUUGGCCACUGGUUUAUAUCCAGAAUCCCAUGGAAUUGUUGGCAACUCAAUGUAUGAUCCUGUAUUUGAUGCUACUUUCCAUCUUCGGGGGCGAGAGAAGUUUAAUCAUCGAUGGUGGGGAGGUCAACCUCUAUGGAUUACAGCCACCAAGCAAGGGGUGAGAGCUGGAACAUUCUUCUGGUCUGUGACCAUCCCUCAUGAGCGGAGAAUCCUAACCAUCCUCCAGUGGCUUUCACUACCAGACAACGAGAGGCCUUCAGUUUAUGCUUUCUAUUCUGAGCAGCCCGAUUUCUCUGGACACAAAUAUGGCCCUUUUGGCCCUGAGGAGAGUAGUUAUGGCUCACCUCUUACUCCGGCUAAAAGACCUAAGAGGAAAGUUGCCCCUAAGAGGAGACAGGAAAGACCAAUUGCUCCUCCAAAGAAAAGAAGAAGAAAAUUACAUAGGAUGGAUCAUUAUGCAGCGGAAACUCGUCAGGACAAAAUGACAAAUCCUCUGAGGGAGAUUGACAAAACUGUGGGGCAAUUAAUGGACGGAUUGAAGCAACUCAAGCUGCACCGGUGUGUGAAUGUUAUCUUUGUUGGAGACCAUGGAAUGGAAGACGUGACAUGUGACAGAACUGAAUUCUUGAGCAACUAUCUGACUAACGUGGAUGACAUCACUUUAGUGCCUGGAACUUUAGGAAGAAUUCGAUCCAAAUUUAGCAAUAAUCCUAAAUAUGACCCUAAAGCCAUUAUUGCUAAUCUCACGUGUAAAAAACCAGAUCAGCACUUUAAGCCUUACAUGAAACAGCACCUUCCCAAACGUUUGCACUAUGCCAACAACAGGAGAAUUGAGGAUAUCCAUUUACUGGUGGAUCGCAGAUGGCACGUUGCAAGGAAACCGUUGGACGUUUAUAAGAAGCCAUCGGGAAAAUGUUUCUUCCAGGGUGACCACGGCUUUGAUAACAAGGUCAACAGUAUGCAGACUGUUUUUGUAGGUUACGGCCCAACUUUUAAGUACAGGACUAAAGUGCCUCCAUUUGAAAACAUCGAGCUUUACAAUGUUAUGUGUGAUCUCCUAGGAUUGAAGCCAGCUCCUAACAAUGGGACGCACGGAAGUUUGAAUCACCUACUGCGGACCAAUACCUUUAGGCCAACAGUACCAGAGGAAGUCACCAGACCUAAUUACCCAGGGAUUAUGUACCUCCAGUCUGAUUUUGACCUGGGCUGCACCUGUGAUGAUAAGGUAGAGCCAAAGAACAAAUUGGAAGAGCUCAAUAAACGUCUGCACACCAAAGGGUCCACAGAAGAGAGACAUCUCCUGUAUGGACGACCUGCGGUGCUUUAUCGGACUAGAUACGAUAUCUUAUACCACACGGAUUUUGAAAGUGGUUAUAGUGAAAUAUUCUUUAUGCCUCUCUGGACAUCAUAUACCAUUUCUAAGCAGGCUGAGGUCUCCAGCAUCCCGGAGCAUCUGACCAACUGUGUUCGCCCUGAUGUUCGUGUGUCUCCAGGAUUCAGUCAGAACUGUUUGGCCUAUAAAAAUGAUAAACAGAUGUCCUAUGGAUUCCUUUUUCCUCCUUAUCUGAGCUCUUCCCCAGAAGCUAAAUAUGAUGCAUUCCUUGUAACCAACAUGGUCCCAAUGUAUCCCGCUUUCAAACGUAUCUGGACUUAUUUCCAAAGAGUUUUGGUGAAGAAAUAUGCUUCAGAAAGGAAUGGGGUCAAUGUAAUAAGCGGACCCAUUUUUGACUAUAAUUACGAUGGCUUACGUGACACCGAGGAUGAAAUCAAACAGUAUGUGGAAGGCAGCUCUAUUCCUGUCCCAACUCACUACUAUAGCAUCAUCACCAGCUGCCUGGACUUCACUCAGCCUGCAGAUAAGUGUGACGGUCCCCUCUCUGUGUCCUCGUUCAUCCUUCCUCACCGACCAGACAAUGAUGAGAGCUGCAAUAGUUCAGAGGAUGAGUCAAAGUGGGUAGAGGAACUCAUGAAGAUGCACACAGCUCGGGUCCGGGACAUUGAGCAUCUCACCGGUUUGGACUUCUACCGGAAGACUAGCCGUAGCUAUUCAGAAAUUCUGACCCUCAAGACAUACCUGCAUACAUAUGAGAGCGAGAUUUAACUUUCUGGACAUGUGCAGUGUAGUCUCAGCAACUGGUGUAUAUUUUUAUAUUGUGUUUGUAUUUAUUAAUUUGAAGCAGGACAUAAAAAAACACUUAGUAUUUUAAUCCUAUACCAAAUCUGACAUAUUAAGCCUGAAUGACUCUGCUAUUUUUCCUCUAAUGCUUGAUUUAGACAGAGUUGUGUUCUGGGAAGAGCUUGCAGAGAACACUGCAGCUCAUGAUCCAGGUAGAAGCUUCCACUUGGUGCUGCAGAUUGAAUAUUUGCAUUGAGGAAAUAUUAAUUUUCCAGUGCACAGUCACCCCACGUGCAGUCCUGUUCUGUAUUGAAAUACUGAUUUUGUGAAGUUGCAUUCAUCUGCUGUUAACUCCGACAAACGUAUUUAAGCCUUAUAGACCAAUCUUAAAUAUAAUAAAUCACACAUUCAGAUUU
Peromyscus eremicus (cactus mouse) is the source of this 3361-nucleotide messenger RNA. RefSeq names its product ectonucleotide pyrophosphatase/phosphodiesterase 2 (gene Enpp2). The transcript has 26 exons. The coding region runs from base 186 to 2930 and encodes 914 amino acids. NCBI's taxonomy places the organism in Eukaryota, Metazoa, Chordata, Mammalia, Rodentia, Cricetidae. The record is from RefSeq and is a predicted model, not a curated record. Gene Ontology annotation, molecular function: calcium ion binding; phosphatidylcholine lysophospholipase A1 activity; zinc ion binding. Gene Ontology annotation, biological process: phosphatidylcholine catabolic process; immune response; estrous cycle.